This is a messenger RNA of Symbiodinium sp. CCMP2456, 1710 nucleotides long. The record is from the annotation of a GenBank genome assembly. Lineage: Eukaryota; Dinophyceae; Suessiales; Symbiodiniaceae.
AUGGACCGUGGUGCUUUGCAGCAGGAGUAUCUUCGACGGAGAAAGUUGAACACAUUCCAGGAGCGCCGCAAAGAAGGGCGCACAGCUUACACCAAAGCUUCCCGCACAGCCAUCAUUGUUGGUUCUUUGGGUUUGAUCUUCAACAUCAUGGCCAUUGUCCUUCCCAACUGGCGCUCUAGCUGGGUCGGGCUCAUCGGAUACGGUACCAGAAGGAACUGGGGCCUGCUCUACGUCCAGGGCCGGCAGACGACCUUCCACCAUACCAUGUUCGACAACAACUGCAAGUGGUAUGGUCAUCUGAUGCUCGGCAAUUCCUGUCUCUCACCAAUUUGCAGAUGGUACCUUCUGAAAUGCAAUUCCUAUUUCGAGCUGUGCCUCUACAGCUAUAGUGCAGCCCUGGGAAUCAUUAUCGGGACAAUCGUUCAAAUGUUGUGUCUGUAUUGGACGGUUGCGCUGACAACUCGAACCUUGCGAUGGGCGGCGAACUGGUGGCCGGUGGCUGCGAUGCUGAACAUUGCCGGUACAGUUUUCUGGAUAAUCAUGACCGAGGGUAUUUUCGAGGAUCUGAACGAAGAGUCCUGGUAUCCUGUUCCACCACCCGGGUUGUCCUUCAUUCUCGCUUGCGCUAGCGGAGUGCUUCAAUUGGUCAAUUCUUUCUUGGGCUACUCGCUGCACUACAUGUGGCCGGAGGUAGAUCCGGACAAUCCCGACCAGUUCGAUUCCGGAACAGAUUCGGAAGGCGAGGAGGACGAAGAGGAGUUGGACCCAGAUGAGAAGCAGGGUGGAUACUGGGGCUAUGGCGGGUACGGUGGCUACGGUGGAGGUGAUGCUGCUGCUGAUGGUCUGGCAUAUCCGUUUGCACCUUACUCGAACGUCUACGUUGUCUUUCGCGUUCCUCGAUGCGGGGCAACGCAGGCCGAAGUCUGUGAGCUGAAUCCGUACAUUUUCCCCGCUCUGCACAGGGAUCAAGCAGGUGAUCCCUUCUUGAGGAAGGAAUGGUACGACAUCAAGGCGCCGAGCAUGUUCAGCGUGCGGAAUUGUGGCAAGACGUUGGUGUCCAGGACACAGGGUACGAAGAUCGCCACGGAAGAGCUUAAGGGCCGUGUGCUGGAGGUGAACUUGGCGGAUUUGAACAACGACGAGGACCAGGCUUCCAAGAAGGUGCGUCUCUGCAUCGAGGAGGUCCAAGGCCGAAGUUGUUUGACAGACUUUCAUGGCAUGACACUGACCCGAGACAAGAUCUGCUCCCUAAUCAAGAAGUGGCAGACGCUCAUAGAGGCCCACGUGGAUGUCAAGACUACUGACAACUACAUCGUCCGCAUGUUCUGCAUCGCUUUCACGAAGCGCCGACCAGAGCAGGUCAAGUCAAAUUGCUAUGCACAGUCUGCACAGAUUCGCAAGAUUCGUCGCAAGAUGGUCGAGAUCAUGACGCAAGAGGCAAGCAAAGUCCAGCUGCGAGAGCUGGUCAAGAAACUCAUACCCGAAUCCAUUGGCAAAGAGAUUGAGAAGCAGACGCAGGGAAUCUUCCCGUUGAAGGAUUGCUUGAUCCGAAAGGUGAAGAUCAUGAAGAAGCCAAAGUUCGACAUCACCAAGCUAAUGGAGCUUCAUGGAGAUGGUGGCGAUGACGUCGGUGUUGAGAUGAUGCGCCCUGAAGCGGAGGAUGCCAUGAACACCUUGUCGGCUGAUGUGGCAGCUGCCGAUGACGACUGA